Corythoichthys intestinalis (scribbled pipefish) is the source of this 3330-nucleotide messenger RNA. RefSeq names its product cAMP-dependent protein kinase catalytic subunit alpha-like. Gene Ontology annotation, cellular component: nucleus. Gene Ontology annotation, biological process: protein phosphorylation. The coding region runs from base 797 to 1996 and encodes 399 amino acids. NCBI's taxonomy places the organism in Eukaryota, Metazoa, Chordata, Actinopteri, Syngnathiformes, Syngnathidae. The transcript is spliced from 10 exons. Gene Ontology annotation, molecular function: ATP binding; protein kinase A regulatory subunit binding; protein serine/threonine kinase activity. The record is from RefSeq and is a predicted model, not a curated record.
UAAUUAUGUUUUUUUUUUUAAUGUAAUUUUGGUAUCAUCUGGCCUCUUGUUGUGAGGGAAUGUUCAGAUAGUUGAAUUAAUUGUAAGUAAUUGUCAAGUCAAAUAUAUAUUCUUAAAUCCUUGCCUUCAACCAAAUUUAAAAAUGGUUCUCGACAGAUUAUGGAACAAAUUUGCAUAUAAACACUAAACAAAAAUUUAGUAAAAAUAAAGUAAAAUUUGCUUCCCUACAGACCCCAUCUGCAAUUUUGUGAACUUCCACCCUUUAAAUGUUAAUGGACUCAUCCCAAUAUCAUCCCACUGUUCCUGCGUCAGAAUCGGUCAAACGAGGCCCAAGGGACAAUUGGGGAUUGAUGGGUGUGAUCAAUUGAGCCCUGGCAUUGUACUGACUCUGCUGUAUUUUGUAUUGUCUCGUGACAAUUUUUAAACCAAAUGUCUCCAAUUUAAAGUUGCUCACAUGUCAAUUGAUUGGUUCAUUUCACCUCUUUCCAUUUCUUACGCUUUUAUACUGGUGUGGCUAGAUACUGUAUACCUGCUAGGCCCCUCCCCCUUGAUGAUCAUGUGUAGAUCAAUAUGGAUCCCUGCUCGUUUGAUGUGAGGGGGAACAGCAGGGGAGAACUUUGUGUACAGAAUAAAUAUUGAUACAAACCAAACAAGGGUCCAGUUGAUUCAAGUGAGCAACGAUAACAAACGGCGUUUAACGGGAUUGAACGUGGAGCCUGGAGACGUUGGGAUGCGUGGGCCAUGAGUCACCAGCCUUGAGGCCAAGUCUGAAAGAAGUGGAGAGACUGCCGCACUCAUGUGUGACCGGAAGAGCUCCAGGAGGCACGCUAGCAAGAGAGAGUCGUCAAAGGAGUCCUCGCGCUCCUCGGAAUCUGGCUCGCGCUCCUCGGAAUCUGGCUCGCGCUCCUCGGAAUCCGGCUCGCGCUCCUCGGAAUCCGGCUCGCGUUCAGCGGAGGCGGCGGAGGUGCUCGUAGCCAUCCCUGAUGUGAAGGAAUUUCUUGCCAAAGCCAAAGAAGAUUUUCUAAAGAAAUGGGAGAAUCCAGCACAGCAAACUGCCGGAUUGGACCACUUUGAGCGUAUCAAGACAUUAGGCACCGGCUCCUUUGGCAGAGUCAUGCUGGUCAAGCACAAAGAGUCAGGCCAGCAUUUUGCCAUGAAGAUACUUGACAAACAAAAGGUGGUAAAACUGAAGCAGAUUGAGCACACCCUGAAUGAGAAACGCAUCCUGCAGGCAGUGAACUUUCCCUUCCUCGUGCGACUAGAGCACUCUUUCAAGGACAACAGUAAUCUCUAUAUGAUAAUGGAGUAUGUGCCCGGAGGCGAAAUGUUCUCCCACUUGAGGAGAAUCGGUAGAUUCAGUGAACCACAUGCCCGCUUCUACGCAGCGCAGAUUGUACUGACCUUCGAGUACCUUCAUUCAUUGGAUCUAAUUUACAGAGAUCUAAAGCCAGAGAACCUGCUUAUCGAUCAUCAGGGUUACAUACAGGUUACGGACUUUGGCUUUGCAAAAAGAGUCAAAGGUCGAACCUGGACGCUUUGUGGGACUCCAGAGUAUCUGGCACCAGAGAUCAUUCUCAGUAAAGGCUACAAUAAAGCUGUGGACUGGUGGGCUCUCGGCGUACUCAUAUAUGAGAUGGCUGCUGGCUACCCGCCCUUCUUUGCAGACCAACCCAUCCAAAUAUAUGAGAAGAUUGUAUCAGGGAAGGUUCGCUUCCCCUCUCACUUCUGCUCGGACCUGAAGGACAUGUUAAGAAACCUUCUGCAGGUGGACCUGACGAAGCGCUUUGGCAACCUCAGGAAUGGUGUCAAUGACAUCAAGGGCCACAGGUGGUUCGCUACCACCGACUGGAUCGCCAUCUACCAGAGGAAGGUGGAGGCUCCCUUCAUCCCUAAAUGCAAAGGCCCCGGCGACACCAGCAACUUUGACGACUACGAUGAGGAAGAAAUCCGAGUGUCCAUCACAGAGAAGUGCUCGAAGGAGUUUGCUGAGUUCUAAGUUCCGAUCCAACAAAGUCACAGUUCCGGGAGGGUGUUAUGUGUGUGUGUCUGACGGACUGCUUAUUCGUACUAUUUUUUUGUUUGUUUGUUUGUUUAAUCCCUCGCCUCCAAUUAGAAGAGGCGGAUCAAGCAGCGAGGAAAGAGCCAACAGAACCAGCAGUGUUGCCUUUUUCUCCUUUCUAAUCCCAACUGUUACCUGUUCCCCUAUAAGCGUGUCAUCGCUGACCAGGGUGUCAUCACAUGUUGUUAAGGUACCCAUUCUGCUUCUUUCCCCACUUUUCGCACUCUCGUUCCCGGAGAGGCGACUUGAUUGUCUUGUCAACCUCCAAGCAAUACAGAGUCCAUCAGAUGUGCCUAUUGCAAUGCCAACUGGUUGGAACAUUGGCAGAAUUACUGCGUAUAGCUCUUGGAAUAGAUUUAUUAUCAAUUACAUAUUUUUGUUCGCGUUUUACGUCAGUUUUUGUUGCAGCUUAAUUUUUUGUUUUUUUAAUCCUACUGGAGAUCUUUUUUUUUAAUUGUUUAUUUUUUUGGUGUUCGAGUUAACACUUCUAUUAUAUAAAUUCCUUGAUACAUAUAAAUAACAGUGGAUACAUAAAGUCUUCACACCCCUACGGAACAUCUAAACUAUUUGAUGUUAUUCGCAGGCUGCCAUUGACGGCGACAGACGUCAAACCAUUUUGACUGGGAGGGUCAGCAGCGAUCAUUUUGGGUUAAAAUGGUCUUGACGCCUAUCACCGCCAAUGGCAGUGAGUGAGUGAAUUCUGAACGCAGGUUGUGUAGACUUUUUAUACUACCACUGAUUAUAAAGAGAAACGCAAAAAUAUUUGACGCCCAAUCUUGAAUGAAUUUUCAAAUUUGAUUAGUUAACAUUCACAAAACAUUUACCAUCUAAUAAGUUUAGGAAUGCGCUUUACAACAAGCAGCAUGGUGGGUUAGCGGUUAGCUCUGACAUUCGGGGCUCAAAUCUCUCCUUUGUGUGGGUUUUCUUUGGUUACUCCACAUUCCAAAAAAAUAUGAAUGUUGGGUUCAUAGUCUGUAAAUUGUUCGUAUGGUGUGAAUGGUUGUUUGUAUGUGACCCGCCUGGAUGGAUGUCUGUACAAGAUUUUCAAUGCUUUGGAGUGCAACAGUUAAUGAUGAACAUUUUUUUCAACGUUGUCUUUCAUAGCCCUGAGUGUAUAAAUAAAGACCCGUUCUGCCCAGUUGGCAAACCUGACAACAUCGCAAGGUUUUGUUUAUGGAAUGAAAACAAAAAGAGAAAGCGUAGCAAACUUGUUCAGCAAAUUGUGCCUGUUUUUUUUUUUUUUUUUUUUGUGGGUGCAUUAUCGCUUAAAA